This is a messenger RNA of Branchiostoma belcheri (Belcher's lancelet), 937 nucleotides long. RefSeq lists its product as uncharacterized. The coding region runs from base 74 to 892 and encodes 272 amino acids. The transcript is spliced from 6 exons. Lineage: Eukaryota; Metazoa; Chordata; Leptocardii; Amphioxiformes; Branchiostomatidae. The record is from RefSeq and is a predicted model, not a curated record.
ACACUUUGCACAAGAGGUGUGUGCACAACGAACGAGAGUUGGCAGCGGUGAGCAGCUUUGCGUCCUGCCGAAAAUGAAGCUCUUCGUCGCGCUCUUGGCUGUCGGGCUGCCUGCCCUGGCCGCCGCCCACUCCUGGAUCGUCUGUACGGACUACCUGGAGAACAACGGCUGGUACUGGGAUGCUGCCAAGUGUCGGGCCUGGCCAAGAAAUGCCAAGAGGUACGACCUUCGUGACAGAGUGUUCGGGACGUCGGGUGGCUUUCUGCAUCGUCUGGACGACCAUCCCGAGAUAAAACCACUGUGUAGAGACCCGAGAGACGACGCGACCAGUUACGAGCUACCCAUGGCGGCCUACUACCUGGGACAGACGGUCGUCCUCACGCACCCUAUAAACAACCACGCCAACGACGCUACAUGUAACAUAAGAAGCCGUCCGGACACAGAGAACCUGAUGUUUGUAGUGGACGGAGACGAGGACCCCUGCUGUAUCGACUCGGACAAACUCAUCCAAAUUUUCGAUAUGGGAGUGUCUCCUUAUGGCCCUGACAAAUAUAGCGAUGAAGAGCUUAGCACAUUUCCAAAGGUCGGCUACCAGAACGCGCCCAAGUUCUGUGAGGAUCCUGAAGACGCCAUGGGGACCUACAACUUCACCAUUCCUAUGGAUCUAAAACCAGGUCGCCACACGUUCGUCUGGAAGUGGAUCCGUGUUCCUUCCGUCAUGCCCUUCACCACGUGUUGGGAGGCUGACGUGUUCGCCACCAAGGCCGAGAGAGAUGCGCAGUACCAGGCCACGGGCCGGACUACCGAGGACAUGUGGGACUUCUAUCAAGUCAACAACAUCGUGGACGGAGUGAUCGUGGAUCCUGUCGUGGAUCCGAUCAUCUCUGGCUGAACAAAAACACAAGGGUUGUUAAGAAAUAAAAGUUUCAGAGACGUC